Trypanosoma cruzi is the source of this 5614-nucleotide messenger RNA. RefSeq names its product dispersed gene family protein 1 (DGF-1), putative. The record is from RefSeq and is a predicted model, not a curated record. The transcript has a single exon. The annotation marks the transcript as partial. NCBI's taxonomy places the organism in Eukaryota, Euglenozoa, Kinetoplastea, Trypanosomatida, Trypanosomatidae.
GUGUGCAGCGCAGGGCCAUUGCGGCUGUGCGUGCGGCGCUGCUCGUGGUGUUGGCGCUGGUUGUGGCGGCGGCGUGGAUGCCCGCGGCGCAUGCGGUGGUGUUGCGACUGCGGGGCGGCACGGUGGACAGAGCCAUCACGGUUGGCCGCGCCGUGGACACGGUGCUGAUGGACGGCGUGUCCAUCACUAACGGUGUGGCUGUGGUGUUUGACGUUGCGGCGAUGCUUCCCGGCGCGCUGCGCAUUGAAUUGAGGAACUGCGUGUGCGACGGCGGUGCGCAGAUCUACGUGCGGGGCCACAGCAGCGAGCCGGCGAGUGACCAGAGCCUGGAGGUGAGCGUGAGCGGGCUGUCUGGGAGCUACUGCUCGCUUGUGUUUGUGCACAACCUGCCGGCCCACACGAACGUGACGGUCCGCGACUCGACGAUUGUGACGGCGGGGCCGAUGCGCUACUCCCAGGUGAGCGGGCUGACGGACGCGGUGGCAUCGCCGCUUGUGCUGUACGCGACGUCGCUGUUGCAGACGCAGCUGCGUGUGAGCAGCACUGUGCUGAGGUCGUUGCACGCGGGCGGGUCGGCGGUGCACGUUGGCGGCGGCGUGGACCUGCUGUCGAGCGCGGUGGUGCUUGACGGCGUGUCGCUGGAGGCGUCGGGCGGUCCGACCGCGUCCGCGUUGCGUGUGGCGUCUUCGUCGCGCCUCAGUCUGCGGAGCCACUCGGUGUUCUCCGUGACGAACGUGUCUAUCGUGAGCAGCGGCGGCGGAGUUGUGCUUGGAGAGCGCCUUGCGGUGUUUGAUUCAGUGCUGCGCUUCGUGGGCGUCGAGGGAUCUGUUGAGUCGUCGCUGGUGCGCUGCGACGGUGGGACGGUCGGUGCCGGCGGGUGGCUGGACCUGCACGACGUGUGGGCGGUGGGCGAGGCGUCGUCUUUGGCGUCGCUGUCGGGGGUGACGCUGAGCGGCGGCGCCGUAUCGAUUGCGCGCUGCACUGCCACCGGCGCGACGCUUGUCUCCGGGCUGACGAUCAGGAGCGGCGCCGUGUGGGUGCAGUGCAACCGUGUCGGCGGCCGGGUGCUGCAGAGCAGCGGCGACUACCGCUUGGCCGGCCUGCCCUCCGUGAGCGUGGUGCCGUGCGACGGCUGUGCGGCUGCGCUGGCGUGCUUCGAUGCGCUGACGGCGUCGGUCACCGACUGCGUGUGCAGCUGCCGUGCCGGCGGCGUGGGCGAGGCGUGCCUGCCGUUCGACGUGCCGCUUGCGAGGGCCGGCGGUGGUGGUGGCGGUGCGCCGGGCUGCAUGGGUGGCGUGACGCUGACGGAGUCCGUGACGGUUGGCGGCGUGCGUGCGACGGCGUGCUUCGACUCGGUGGUUUUCAGCGGGCCGAUCACUGUGGCGGUGGAUCUGCGCUCGAUGGAUGCGUUUGCUGACGCGCUGAACGUGACGCUGCGCCACUGCGUGCUUGAGGGCGGUGCGCAGCUGCGGAUUGGCGGCCUCAGCGAGAGCACGGCGCGCCCGAUGCCGCACGCCCUCGUCAACAUGACGAAUGUGACGUCGCUGGAGGGCACGAUCGUGCUGCAUGGCGCGAUGCCGCUGCACUCGAGUGUGCUGCUGGCGAACUCAACGCUGCGUGCGACGGUUGGCGGGUCGCAGUACGUGCAGACUACCCGUGGCCACGAGGGAUCCCGGCACGGCCCCGCACUAGUUCUGGACGGCGUCCGGCUUCUGUCGACGCGGUUUGUCAUGACGCGGUCUACGCUGGUGUGCGGCGGGGAAUCGUGCGCUGCGAUCCUCGUGGAGCGCGGCCUCGGCGCGAACCUGUCCAGCGUCUUCUACAUGGACAACUGCGCUGUCCUGUCGCGGACGCACGUGAUGUACGCCCUUGCGUCGGACCUGCGUGUCAGCGGCGGCUCCGUGUUCUCCAUACAGAACAGCUCGUGGAGUGCGCCGAGCAGAGAAUACUACGAAGGUGCUUUUGUUUUCAAGGACGUUGUGGUGGAUGGCGGCAGCGUGCUGCAGAUUGUGUUCAGCACUUUCCGUCUCGGCUUCGCCAUGCUCAUUGCAAACACGCUGACCGUGACUGGCGGCAGCUGGCUGGUGCACCGCGACAACGAGUUCCGCACCGCCUACGUUGUGUACGUGGCCGACGUGAAUGGCGUGGCGUUCCGCGAUCGGAGUGUGUGGUCGAUACUACACAACUACUUCACGUACGGCUCGUACUCGUCAACCAUUGUACUUAUGACAAGCAAGUGGUCAUCACCAUCCGACUUGCGCCCGAUCAUCUACGGCAUGUGCAACGAGCUAAGGGGCUCCCCUGUGACGAAUUACGGAGAAGACCUCAAUAUUGGGACGCCCGUGACGGUACUGGACUGUGGCGUUUGCACGGUGGACGCCGUGUGCUUUCCAGCGAGGACGAGCGGCAUCAGUGGCUGUGAGUGUGUGUGCGCUGCUGGCGGCUACGGUGACACUUGUCUGCCAGCUGCGGUUCCGGACGGCCUUGGGCCGCUCCCGCUCCCCGAUGCGAACGACACGGAGGUUCGCUGCGUGCACGGUGGCAGCAUCAGCUCCGUGGAAUAUACUGAUCCCGGUGUGCGUGGUCUGUGCUUCGUCAACGUGACCUUCACUGCCGCGAUUGUGCUGGACCUGUGGAGCUUUGACGCACCACAACAUACACUCAACAUCACGCUACUGCAGUGCGUCCUCGUGGGCCUGUCGAUCAAGGGGAGUAUUGCGCGCGUGCACGUGAACGUGACAUCCUCGAUGAUGGAUUCUGGUGAGUUGGAGUUCAGGGGUGAUUUUGGCGCGAGCUCCCAGAUACUGGUGGUGGGCAGUACGCUUGUGUCGACGUUGAGCUACGCUAUUGCCUUUCCGGAAUUCUCCCUCGGUGCGAAGUCGACGCUGCUGCUAAUUGACAACCACAUUGAGGGGAAUAGGUACGCGGUUUAUUUCUCCGAUGCUGUUGUCGUUGAUGGUGGCGGGAUCAUUGUGAAGGGAAAUACGCUGAGCACAACGAAGGAUGAUGACGGUGUAGAAUCAUCUGUUUAUUUUUACGCUGUUGACAUGAGGAACGGCGGCUACAUUGACGUGGAGAACAACACGAUGAGCGCGUUCAAUGGCGUUCAUGUUUUUGGGUGUACCACCGUGAGCUCCGCGGGACUGCUGCGAGUGGUGGACUGCACCUUCUUUGGCAGCACGAGGGUUUUCAAUUCCGUGCUGUUGCAUUUGUCUGGCUCUGUGACCCUCCAGGGUGGUGCGCAGUGGCGUGUGAAGGGCAACAGCGUGGGUGCAGUUUCGGUAUUAGCUAUUCCGUAUUUCUGGCACAAAAUUCGGCUGUCGGGCAGCGGCACCACCGUGGUGCUUGCACACAACCGUCAGGUGGGCUCCAGAUUGCCUCUUUUCAAUAUUUUUUUAGCGAGCAUUGUCGUGGCUUCACCCGCGCGUUUUGUGGUUGGGUGUAACCUGCAGGGCGACGAGGAGGUGUCGUACGACGGCGCGUUUCCGGUGGAAGUGGUGGUGUUCAGGUGUGGCACAUGCAACGAUGACGCGGCGUGCUACAUGCCCGGGACGGAGUCGGUGGAUCGCGGCUCAUGCUCGUGCAGCUGCAAGGAGGGAUGGCAUGGCGCGUCGUGUCUUCCUUUCGAGGUGCCCGACACCUUUUCGCCGCCCGUGGCGGAGAGAGCCGUUGACGGCGACAGGAGCUGCGUGGUGAACCAGACGCUGACGGACCUCACGCUGAACAUGUGGAAGACGCACCACUGCUACGUGGGUGUGGCAUUCAGCGGCGUGGAUGCUGUGCUGACGUUUUUUCUCAACAGUAUGCCGCUGCGUCUUCCCAUCAACAUCACGCUCACUGGAUGCACAUUUCGUGAGGGUGCCGUGCUGCAGUUUGUUGGGGGAGUUGCGGCGGCCGAGUCAUCCGGCGUCCUUAUCCGCGUGAGCCAGACGGUGAUGCGGUCCUCCGUUGUUGUGUUUGCAUUCGCCCUCCCGCAACACUGCGAUAUCGCCGUCACGGAGGUUGACGCGGUGCAGUUUUCUACCAUUUUUUGGCACGACACUGUGAGCAAAAGGUUGAGCGUAGUGACGCUGCACGACGUUGUGUUGACUGCAUCCUCGUUGUUGGUCAGCAACGUCAAGGCGCAUGCGUUGAGGUACGGUGAGUUUGGUUUGUACUCUUUCGGGACGCUGACACUGGUGGGUGGCAGCUCGCUGUAUGCGCGUUACUGCAGUCUUGAUGGGUACGAACACCUGUUUUACGUGUACAGGCUCAGUGUGAGUGACCGCUCCGUUUUUGCGCUGCUCAACAAUACAAUGUCCUCUGCGACAAGCCUCCUGUACCAGCACCACAGAUUCAGCGUGUCGGAACAUAGCGUGUUGCGCGUGGUGGGGAACAGCGGUAUCGUGGCCUGCGCCAUCUACGCAGAAGACUUGUGGACCGUCCAGCGGUCAAGCUGGCUGGAUUGGCGCGACAACGACGUGGGAGUGGGUGCGAUGUUUCACGACACUGGGUCCGCUUUUGUGAGCAUCGACAGCAGCAGUGUGGUGACGCUGACGGGCUGCAGGAUGGGCUCGACGGGGUUGUCGAGGCCUCUGCUAUCGCAGGCUGACGCCGGCUACCGGUUCUUUGCUGGGUGUCUGACGGUUCUUGGACGAGUUUUGACGACGACGGGAGAACUGGAGCUGAGCGGCAUCACCAACGUGACGACGGUUGCUGCGUGUAGGGAUUGCACGAAGGACGGCGACUGCUUUGCUCCGCUGACGACAGCGGUCAUUGACUGCAAGUGCCAGUGCGCUGCUGGAGGGCACGGCGAUGUGUGUGUCCCGGCGCCUGUGCCUGUUGGGCCGCCACCACCGCCACCACCGCCGUCGCCACUGCUACCGCCACCGCCGCCGAUUGGUGAGUGCAUCAGCGACAUGGUGUACCCCGAGGUUGCGCAGUCUGUGGGCAGCGGGCUGUCGUGGCUGUGCUACCGCAACGUGACGUUCAGCGGGGGCGGUAUGAGCCUGACGGUGCUGAUUGGGGCGAUGACGGGCGACGUGGCGAACGUCACGUUCGAUGGAUGCACGUGGAGGGAAGGUGCAGUGCUGUUGCUGUUGGGCAACGCGUACGCCGCUGUGGGGUCGCUGAACAUCGUCGUCACCGGCAACACAUUCAGUGACGCGCUGCUCAGCCCGGAGGGUGGGUUUCCACCGCGCACGAACAUCACGAUCAGCGGGAACCGCUUCACGGUCACGAGAAUGAUCCCUCGGCUGGGUUUGGGCCUUAGGAAGCCGUCGUGUGUUGCGAUGAAUGAGCUGGCGAUCAGCAACUACUCUGCGGUGGUGCUCAGUGGCAAUGCGUUUCAGACCAUGACGACAUCGUCAAGCGCCAUUCAAGUUGUCAAGUAUGCGCUGAGGGUGACGUGGCACUCUGUUUUUGCGGUGUUGGGCAACACGUUUCAUAUGGCUGGUGGCGAGGGCACACCGAUACAUCUUGAAGGUUAUGCCGAAUCCUUGUCACUGUUUGUACUGAACAGCUCUGCUGUGGUGGUCCGAGGCAAUCUUGUGUCGAGCCUGGUGCAGUACGUCAUCAUAUUUGUUUGGGUUUUUUGUGUGGAGUCUCGGUCAGCGGUUGUUUUUCGGGACAACGA